AUGUUUUAAAAAUAAUUCUAAAGUUGGACUUAAUUUACAUCUCCAAAAAUUUAUAACAAUAGUUUGAAUUCACCUUCUAUAAAAUCAGAAUAAUAAUCAAAAGAUGAAAUAUACGAAGAAUAAUAAGACAUGAUUAUUGAAAAAAAUUUUAUUAAAAAAGUUGGUUCCAAUUAAAAUUAAAGAUUUGAGAGUGAUUUUACAGUAAAGGAUUAAGAUUAAAGUAUUUUAUUAUCAUAAAUAGCAAAUAGGAAAUAUCUUACAUUAAACAGCAUUGAGAUAAGAUAAUAAAGUUUUAGAAAUUUUAAUUGAAGAUUAUAAAAUAUUGCUUUAAGAUAAUAAAAAGAAAUCUAAAAGUAAAUAAAAGAGAAAAGUAAAUCCUAAAAAAAAAGAUGAAGAUGAUGAUGAUGAUGAUGAAGAAAUUAUUGAAAUUGAUUUAGAUUUUGAUGACAAUGAUGGAUAAGAAAUAUUAGAAUCAAUUAAAAAAUAUGUUUAAUAAAAAGAUAUGUUUGGUUGUUCACCAAUAUAAAUAUGUUGUUUUUUAAAUGAUCCUAAACUUUCAAAUAAUAGAUAAGAAUGUUUAAGGAUAUUGAUUGAAAAUGGUUCUGAUGUAAAUUGUCUAAAUCCUCAUAGCAGAUGGGCUCCAAUACAUUGGUGUGCAUUUUAUGGAGAUUCAAUAAGUGUUUAAUUCUUAUUAAAAAAGUAAGCACAUUCUUUUCUAUGUGAUAAUAAUGGAUUAUAUCCAAUGGAUUUAGCAGGAAAAAAUGGCCAUAAAAAUGUAUUAGAAUUGAUAAUAGAUUAAAUUGUGUCAUUUUUAAUUGAAUGUCAACAAUUUUGGAAUAGUGAAUUAAAAGGAAAAAAGGAAGAUGAAUUUAUCACAUUUCAAGAAAUUUGUUACAAAUAUGAGACAGAAUUACAAAAUCCUUUAUUAUAUACAAAGAUUCUUUAUUGGUGUUGUCUCUAUUCAAUUAAUCAUCAUAUUAAAAAUAUCUUAAUUAAUUUACCUAGAAUAUAUAUUAUGUUUCCAAUUAAAACUUUAGAUAGUUAAUCAUGUUUACAUGCAUGUUGUUCAUAAAAUAAUUAUUAAGCUUUAAAAAUAAUUAUUAAAUUUGAAAUAUUAGAUCUUUCAAUAAAAGGCCCAGAUUCUAGUAAUAAGAAAAAGCCUCUUAAAAAAGAAAAAGAUAGAAAAAAUUAUUAUUCAAAGGAUUUAAUUAGUUAUUUGGAAUAAAUAAGUCGAUAAGCUAUACCAGGGAUAACUUAUAUUUUAGAAAAUAAAGAUUCAUCAAUAUACAAAGUGAGAUAUUAUCAUGAACUUGAGAGAUAUAGAUAAUAAGAUUUAUAAUAUAAAGAAGAAUUAACAAAGAUAAAUUUAAGAUUGAUGUAAAUAAAUGAACUUAAAAAUGAUAAAGAUUUUUAUGAUAGAACAAAAGAAUUGUUUUGUAAGUAAGUUUUAUAGAUUGACAUAAAAGAUAAUCAUGGAAAUACAGCAUUACAUUUGGCAUCAUUAAAUGGUGAUUAAAAAAUAAUUAAAUAUUUAUUAAAUAAAUAUGCAGACCCUGAAGCUGAAAAUAAUGAGUUUUUUAGAGCAAGAUAAUUGACAAAAGACAUUGCUACUUCAAUUUAUUAUGAUGGUUUAAUUAAAAAAAAAAAAUAUUCUCAAACUUAAAAUAUAGUUAAUCAAUCGGUUAGUGAUAUAUUUUAAAAACAUAAAUAAAAAAGAAAUAAGUAAAAUGCUAAUUUUGAAGACUAAUAUAAUUUAACAGAAAAUAUUUUAUCUAAAAGUAAAUUUUAUAAAUCUUAACUUAAAACAAAAAAAUAAACUUAAGCUAGAUAAUCAAUUAGAGAAUAAAAAACAUAAUCUUAAUUUUAACAAAAUGAAUUUGAAAAAAGUCCAGAUUUCUUAAAAUCUUCAGUACAAAGGGAAAAUAAGAAUUUUUUACCUAAAUCACUAAAAAAUAAAAAAAAUACCAAUUAAGUAAUACCUUUGAAUUUAUCCCCCUCUUUUUCAUAAAAAAAGAAAAAUUCUUUUGAUUGUUUAGAGUAAUUAAUUUUAUUUUCAAGUUAAUUAUUUGUUCCUGAUUUAGUUUUGAAAUUUGAUCAUUCAGUAAAAACAAAUCUCAUUGACAUUUUUAAAAGAUAAAAUGAAUAAGAAAUUUAAGAACAAAAGAAAAUGAUUGAUUAAUAAAUAAACUUUUAAUUAGAUUUAUUAUAAAAGGCUGAAUUUUAAAUCUAUAUGAUGGAGUCUUUUAUAUCGAAAUCAUAAAUCUAUAUAAUGUUAAGAUUAAAAGAAGAAAAAUUAGAAAAGUUAGCAGAAGAAAUGGAAAUGUAGAUAAAAUUAAUUGAUUCUUAUGAUUUGGAAUAAUUUAAAUAAAAUUAAAGAAACAAAUUUGAACCAUUUAGAUCAAGUUAAAGAUAAAAAAUUGUCUAUGAUCAUUUAAUAAAAUCAAUAAAUUUAGAAUCCUUACUAAAAUCAAAACUUGUUGAAUCUUGUUAUGCAAUGCAUACUUCUGGUGGGAUAUAAAUUGUAAAAAAUUAAUGGUAAAAAUUAUCAUUUGGUUUUAUUCCUUAACCAAUAAGUUAGAUAAAAGAUUAUUUAAGUGAAGGUAAAGGAAGAAAUUUUACUUCAUUAACUACAAUGAGAUUAUAUUUUGGUGAAUAAAUUUCAUUUUAUUUUGCAUGGAUUAGUUAUUUAUCUUGUGUAUAAUUGAUAAUAGCUAUUCCAGGAUUUAUACUUUAAUUAUAUGCUAUAUUUUAUGAUUUCCAUUCUAAUAUAAUUCCAUAUUGGGUUUUAUUAGUUACAAUAUGGUCUACAGUUUAAAUUGAAUUAUGGAAAAGGAAAACAUCUGAAAUCAAUACAAGAUGGGGUUGCAUAGAUUAAAUGUUAUAAGCUGAAUCUUCAUAUUACGAAGGUCCAUUGAAAGAUAAGUUUUCAGGUGAUGAAGAAAUUCAUUUUAUAACAAGAAAAUUGACAAAGCAUUAAUAAAUAACUAAAAUGGCAGCCUUCUUUGUUUUUUUUAUUUUUUUACUAGGUGUCUUUUUAUUUUGCAGUUUUGGAAUAGUUUAUGGAAUUGAUUUACUUAAAUAAGAAUUAAAAAUAUAUAAAGGAUUUAUAUUUUUACUAGGAGCUCUGUAGGCUGUCGCAAUAUAAAUUUUAAAUAUUUUUUUUCUAUACUUUUCUAAAUGGUAUGCAGAUCAAGAAAAUCAUAAAUAUGAGCUAAGUUAUCAGAAAUCAUUAAUUUACAAAAAUGUAUUUUUUAGGUUUAUUAACUCAUAUAUGCCUGUGAUUUAUAUUAUUGUUGUAUAAAAUGAUAAGUACAAUCUAGAAGAUAUCUUUUAUUUUUUAAUUCCUCUAGUCUUAGUAAAAAAAGCAUAUUAUAUUUUGGUGAACUUUCUUAUUCCUGUUUUAUUAUUAAGAGCAAAUAUAAGACAAUAUUUUAAUAAAGUAAAGAAUAAAACAAUAAGUUAAUAAAACACCAGAUAAGAUAAGAAUUAACAUCUUUUAUACUUAGAUGAAAUAGAACAAUAUUGGAAUUAGGAUGAAUUUAAAAAAAAUUAGAAAUAACCUCCUUUAGAUUCUAUAGAAGUAGAUUUGUUGUAAUCAGCAGCUCGACUUGUUUUAAAAAUUGAAAACGAAGAGAUUCUUUAGGAGAAUAUUUUAGAAGAAAUAAAAAAUCCAAAAUUUAAAUAUAUGCCUUUUGAAACUAAAUUAGAUGUAGAUGCAAUCGAAUUGAAUUCUCUUAAAGAUGAUUUUGAAGGAACACUUGAUUAUUUUAUGGAAGCUAUUACAGAUUAUGGUUAUUUUAUUUUGUUUUCUGCUGCUUUUCCAAUAGGUCCAUUUAUAGGAAUAGUAAUGAAUACAAUUGACAUUUAAGUAAAAUUAUAUAAAUUGAUUUACAUGACUAAAAGAGUCAAAUCUGAAAGAGUUCCUGGUAUUGGAUAAUGGCUUAAUGUAUUAGAAUUUUUAAGUGCAAUUGGUGUGUUUACAAAUUUUAUUGUAUUAUACUUUAUGCAUAGAGCUGCUACAUUAAGAAUGUUUACAGAUUAGGUUGAUUAUGUUGUUGAAAAUGAUUUAGAAUUAUGGUAUUUUGUAAGUUGUGUAAUUGCAAUUUCUCUAAUAAAAAUAUUAGUCAGAGAAUUAAUUCCAGAUAGACCUGAGUGGGUUAUUGAAGAGAUUGAUAAAAUAAAUCAUAGAUAAUUAGUUGAAUAAUAAUAGAAAACUUAACUUAAAUUAAAAGAUUUAGAAAAACACUAUAAAGAAUUAAAGUAAUUCGUAUAUAAUUGUUGUUAGGGACGAGAAUAAAAGGAUUAAUAAAGAAUAAGAAGAUUUAGAUUUGUAAACAGAUAUUAGAGUAAAAUAAUACGAUGCAGAAAUUGCUAAAUUAGAAUCAUAAUUCAUUAGCAUAUCAAAAUAUAAAAAAAUUGAUAAAAUGGUUAUGACUGAAUAUGAUAUGAUAGUUUAAAAUGUUAUGAAAAUUAGAUUCUAUCAAAUUGAUAAUGCUUUAAUUAUUAAAAGAAUUCUUUAAUUUAUAGAGGCAAAAUCUUAAAUCAUAUCAAUUUGCUAAGAAUGUGGCAAAAAUCCAACUAUUUUAGAAUGCAUUGAAUGUUCUGAAAAUUUUUGUGCUUUAUGUUACUAAAAAUUACAUGCUAUUACCUAAUAAAAUCAACAUAAUGUUAAUUUAUUAAGAAAAAAAAAUGAAAUAUUAGAGUAAAUUGAACUUAAUGUAGUAAUUGAAAAACCUUAUUAGAGAAUGGUGGCAAAUGAAUUGGCUAAAUAAUUUAAAUCUUAAAUAAAAAUUUCAGAACCAAAAAGAUGUUGGAAAAAGAUUGAAUAUUUUUAUAUUCCACUUUAAUUAUAAACUGGACAACCUAAAUUAAAUGAAUUGUAUAAUCUUUUAGGAGAUUAUUAUUUAAGAGGCCCUGGUUUAGAAUUUAGAGAUUUUAGAAUUUCUGUUGAAAAGAUUGUUCCAAUUAAAGAGUUAAUUUUAAUAGAAGAUUCUACACUAAGAAUUGAAGAUAAAAUAUUUUUGAAUCGAAUUGGGUUUUAUUUAUUUAGAAAGAAAAAAUAAUUAGCAGAAAUAUAAUUAUUUCUUAAAUAUUGUAGCCAUCUUUAAAUAGGUUAAUUAGAAUAGAAAGUUAUAUUAUUUUUUGAUCUUCUUGAUUUGAAUGAAGAUGAAGAAAUAUCAAAAGAUGAAUUAGAAAAUCAGUUUCUUCUGUCAUUUGUAUAAGAUGUACGUACAAAUAAAAAGGUUUCAGAAAUGGUUGAUUAAUUUUUCAUUGAUUAUGGAAGAAUUAGAUAAAAAAGAGAAAUUGCUUAAGAGUUUUUUAAUAAAGUACAAAGAAAUAAUGAUUUUUAAUUGUUUUUAGAAAGUCUUUUAUAAGUCUAAGGAUUAAAAAAUUGA
This is a messenger RNA of Paramecium sonneborni, 5396 nucleotides long. NCBI's taxonomy places the organism in Eukaryota, Ciliophora, Oligohymenophorea, Peniculida, Parameciidae. The record is from the annotation of a GenBank genome assembly.